CAAUCACUAAACAAACAAAAGAAGUUCGAAAAAAACGCUUUGCACCGGGUCCAACACCCCCUCCAUUUCUCGCCAUUUUUCAGAUUGAAAGAAUUAUGGCAUAGGGCGGAGCUUAAAGAACAGAACUCGCACGGCCAACAGCCGCUGCAGUAGUACAAUUGAUGCCGGUCUAUUUCAGUGGGUUUCUAACUCAACCCGACUGGACACAACUUGGGAGUCCAUAGCAGGCACUUCCAAUUUGAAUGCGAAAAUGUCAAAAUCUCCAUCUGUUAUCACUCCCGUCAAAUUGAUAGCAUUGUCCUUCUUGGUAUUUCUAUUCUUCAUACUUCAAAUUUCUUCUCCAGUAUCUGCUAUCAGGAAGGAUGUAAGUCUUCAAGAUAGAUAUACCUGUAGAACUACAGUUCAAGGAAGAUUUUUGAUUGCAGAUGAUAUGGGUCAAGUCUGUGAUGCGCUGUCCAUUGAUUCACAUUCUCGCUGCUGCCGUGGAAAAAGAGAGCAAUUUGCUUGUCACGGUUGCAAUCUUGUUUCACAGUGUUGCAACUCCUAUGAAUUUUGUGUUUCUUGCUGUCUGAAUCCAUCUAGGACACAAAAGGACCUGGCUCUAAAUGUCAAGAUAGCUAAGCCUGUAACAGCAGGGACCUAUUCAAGCCUUUUUGAUUUUUGCAUGGGAAGAUGCCGUCACAAUUCAGAGAGUGUGGUUCAUGAAAACGCUUAUCUCAGUGAAUUUCAUCAUUGUUUCUCUAUACCAUCUAAUUCUUCUGGUUCUUCUGGUGCACAAGCUGAAGCAAGACUAGCUGGUAUAAAUAUUGUGAUAGGAAGACAAGGUGAAUCAUGCAAUUCAGUGUGCAAAUCAAGUGGUCAAUCUUGUGUUCCCAACAAAUUCUUAUUGCUCAACCAGUGCGAGACGAUGCAAAAGUACAUGGGCUGCAAAGGUGGAUGUCUGGCAAGUGUCGGAUCAGAUCAGCCUGCUGAAGUAGUUGAUGANGGCCUUUUUUCUUUAUAA
Molecule: messenger RNA, 1003 nt
Organism: Nicotiana tabacum (common tobacco)
Lineage: Eukaryota; Viridiplantae; Streptophyta; Magnoliopsida; Solanales; Solanaceae
Biological process (GO): positive regulation of SREBP signaling pathway
Molecular function (GO): alpha-1,6-mannosylglycoprotein 6-beta-N-acetylglucosaminyltransferase activity
Source: RefSeq, a predicted model, not a curated record